UUUUUUUUUUCCUUUGCUUUUCUUCGUCCUUCGCUUGUGCUGCCUCGUCGCCUGUCUUCUCUCGCAGCACACCACCAAGCCAUCUUCCGUGACUAUUUUCUCUUUCUCUCUUUUUCUCUUCCUUGUCGAGCAGCACACCCGCUCCACACAAAACAAAGAUGAGCUCCACGUCGUCGCUCCACAAGCUGGAUGGCGGCAAUGGCAGCUCUGCAUCGCCGCUGUCGUCGACGCCCUCGUCCGCAUCGAUGCUGCCCUGGUCGGACCAGUUCAACCACAACUACAUCACCGACCGCGGCGUCUUUGCUCUCAAAGAGCACAAGUACAAUGGCCGUGACUCGUCCAUCCUUUACAACAAGGUGCUCCGCCCGCUCGCCAUCCACCUCGUGGAACGCUAUGUGCCAACGUGGGUCGCCCCGAACGUCCUCACGCUGGUCGGCCUCGCAUUCACGAUCGCUGGCUUUAUUCCAAUCUACAGCCACUGCCGCGCCAUGUACGAGCCCGCGCCGACGUGGAUGUACGUGUGGGCGGCGUUCUGCCUCUUUGCCUACCAAACGCUCGAUAACAUGGACGGCGUGCAGGCGCGCCGCACCGGUACCUCGUCUCCUUUUGGCCAGCUCCUCGAUCACGGCUGCGACGCCCUUAACGCAACGAUCGCCACCGCCACCUUUGCUGUUGUGUUGCAGCUGGGACACAUGAACGCAAUCCGUCUCAUUUGCUGCACCUAUGCCGUCUUCUUUAUGACCACUUGGGACGAGUACUACACUGGCGAAAUGCACUUGGCUGUGGUUAACGGCGCCGACGAAGGCAUCACGGUCGUCUGGAUGCUCUACCUCGCCACCGCAGUGAUUGGCCCUGAAAUGUGGGACGGCUUCUGGUACGAGGGCGCCAACGCUGGCGGACACAUUGUUCUCUACGUGACGUUCGCCGGCGCCAUCAUUGCCUGCCUGGACGCCCUCCGCCGUGUCUACACGCGCUUCCGUCGUCAAGCGCAGCUGCCAAUGCCCGCGCACAUCCAGGGCGGCUUUUCCGGCGCGCUCCUGACCCUCUUCCCCGCUGCCUUCAUCAUUUUCAUGGCCCUGUGGUGGAUUUGCAUCCCCGUUGCGAACGAAUACUAUGCGCCCAAGGGCAACCUCUACGUUCCAUUCGGCGCGGUGGGCUUGCUCUUUGCCUUGACGGUCUGCAAGCUUAUUCUCUCGCACAUGUGCCGGAUGCCCUACCCGGCCUUCCACCGUCCGCUCCUCCUGCUCUUCUUGCCAUUGAUCAACCGUCAUCUCGGCGUCCGCUUCACCGGCGAGCCCUACUAUGAGGAAGGCGUUGCUGGCGUUGUCACCCUCCUGCUCGCUCUUGCCGCCUUCGGCCACUAUGUUUACUUUGCCACCCACCAAAUAACGUCCGCGCUCCAAAUCAAUGUCUUGACUAUUCCCCACGACAAGCCCGGGUCAGCGACGACCGUAUAGUUGACCUUUCUGGUUUUUUUCUCUUGUAGCUUUCUUCUUUUCUUUUUUUUUUUUUUUUUUUUUUUUUGCUUGUUCCUAUAUUUGAUCGAUUCUUAAAAGCCCCCCCCCCGCCUCCUCCUCCUCCUCCUCCUCUUUGUCCCGUCCCUUUCUGUCGCUGUCCUGUUUCGUUUUUCUUGCCUUGUUUUGUUCUUGUUUGGUGUAGUUCCGCUCUGAACUGUGUUGAUUUUUGCUUUUUCUGUUGCCAAGCAUGAUUUUUGUUAUUUGUGUGUG
Messenger RNA from Capsaspora owczarzaki ATCC 30864, 1727 nucleotides. RefSeq lists its product as hypothetical. The record is from RefSeq and is a predicted model, not a curated record. The transcript is spliced from 2 exons. The coding region runs from base 159 to 1457 and encodes 432 amino acids. Gene Ontology annotation, cellular component: membrane. Lineage: Eukaryota; Filasterea; Ministeriida; Capsasporidae. Gene Ontology annotation, biological process: phospholipid biosynthetic process. Gene Ontology annotation, molecular function: phosphotransferase activity, for other substituted phosphate groups.